AUGCCAGGCUCAAAAGCUAGCAUGGCUGUGCAGGAGACACACAGGGACACCCCUCCAUCGCAGGGACCCCGCUCUACUCGCUCCACCGAGAGCCAGAAGAAGAGGAAUGGAUACGAGAGAGCAGGAGACAUCGUCGGUUCCAUCAAACCAAAGAAAUCCGUCUGUCCGGUCAACAAGGUCGCCCAGAUGUGCAACACAGUGGCCAAUGGACCAAAUAUUGCAGAGCGGCUCAAGGCAGCGCGGGAACGAAGAGAAGAGCAGGAGAAGCUACUCGCCUCUCGGGAGCAGAGCCGGCUGGAGCGGGAGGAGCGGGCCAGGCGGUACCACGAGCAACAGCUGCAGGAGCGUAAGGAUAAAUUCCAGAACCAGAGGCUGAAGGAGGAGAGGAAGAGGGCCGCCGUGGAGGAGAACCGCAAAUACCAACUGAAGGAGGAGAAAGAGCGAUAUGAAUCUGCGGUGCGUAAAGCGGAGGAGAAGAGCCAGCGGGUCCAACAGAGCCUCAUUCGAAACUCAAGAGGCAGGAAACCCACGAAGAGCACGCCUCGUCGCUUGCCUCUGACCUCAUGGGAGAGGAACCUGGUCAUUCGCCUGCUUACCCCCACAUGCUCGUAUCUGGCGAGGAGCAAGAGUGCUGUCUGUCAGUCGGGAGAAGAAGUUGUCCACAUUUGUCGCCGUGCAGUUUCAUUCCACUCCAUGACUCCCACCAUCACCGUCCCUCACAAACCCCAGCAGAAGCCCCCCACCCACAUGCCAUCUGCCCCCCCGCGGCCCAGCAACAGCCAGCACAGGAGCCCCAAUACGGCACAGAUCAAAGUGGCGAGACAGCAAAGUGCCAAUGAGAAGAAUAACUCAAACGCCAGAUCCCCUGCUGCCAUCAAGACCGCCGUGAAACCAGCCAGGGUCAAACAAGGCCCCACGACCUCCCCAACGACCUCCCGAACGACCUCCCCAACGACCUCCCGAACGACCUCCCGAAUGACCUCCCCAACGACCUCCCGAACGACCUCCCCCUCGCCCGAACGGAACCGCCGGAGAUCCGUCCCCCGCAGACUCUCGACCCCGCUGGUGCUCGAGCUCCCGUCGGUCCCCGAGGAAGACGUCGCAUACUGUAGCCCGGCCCUCUCCCCCGGGAACGCCAGGCCGGACAAAGGUCAGCGGGAGAAAACGAGGGAUGAGAAUCCACCUGCUCCACCCAGACCAGAGGGACACGAAGGUCCUCCUCAUCCUCCCGAAGUCGUGCGCAGACCUUCGGCCGGGACGACAGACUUGGGGGAGGCGUCGCGACUCCUUGCGGAAAAAAGGAGAGAAGCCCGACUUCAACGCGAGGAAGAGGAGGAGCGAGGGCGCCUGCAGAGAGAGGAGGCCGAAAGGAGGAGCCGCGAAGAGCUGGAGGGCAAGAGGGCGGAGGAGCGAGCGCGGCAGCGGGCCGAGGCUCAGCGGCUCGUCGAGGAGAAGAGGAAGAGGGAGGAAAAGGAGCAGAGGAAGGCCGAGGAAGAGAGAGCCGAGGCCGCGAGGGAGGCCGCCCUCCUGCAGAAGCAGAGAGAGGAGGAACAAGCCAAAGAGAGGGCAAAGGCAGAGCAGCUGAACCAAGAGCGAGAAGCACUCGCCCAGAAAGAGGAGGCAGCGCGCCAAGUGAGAAGGAAGCGACUUGAGGAGAUCAUGCGGAGAACCAGGAGGACAGAUCCUCCAGUUACGAAAGCCAGUAUUUUGCCAAAUGUAGUCCAACCGAAGGAAAACACGGAGCCCGUCAACAAGCUGCCGAAGACCGGAGUGAAGCUGGAGGUGAACAACGAGGAGGACGUGGCGGUGCCCGUGGUGGCCUUCAAGGAGCGCCGGUCCCUCAGGACCCUCACGGGCCUGGAGGAGAUCCAGAGCCACCAACGAGCGGAGGUCAUCUGAAGAGCCUGCAGACAGACGCUGACACGCUGCUGGGGUUUCUCCCCGCGAAGGAGCAUGUAGAGGCACUCGGGACCUCAGCAUCCCAGCACCUUUCUGCGCGUAAACCCAGAGGAGCGAAUAUCGGCCAUGUUGUUUCUUUCUUUCUUCGAUACAGCUAAUGAGGAAGAUUUUUAUUUAUUUUUAAACAGUAGAUGCAGACAGUGAUGAAAUACUAGGAAAAGCCAUUCUAACAAAUAGCUACAUAUGUUAGCCGUGCUUUUUUUGCUUAUUCUGGAUUUUUAUUGCAAUCCAAGCACUUUUCUUCCUCCCUCUGUUUUGUCGCUGUGGAAUUAGAAACAGUUCCAAGACCACAGGUUAAAGUUUAUGUUGAUUCUUUUUCUUUCCCUUUUGAUUAUAGCAAGUAUAGCAAUCACAUAUUUCAAAGCUGCUAAGGAACUUUGUUUCCAAAAGACUUUGCUUCGGUGUUGUUUUGGAGAAUACGACGCACAAAACCUUUAUUGCACUGACGCUGUUUGACUUUGUUUGAUCCGUUACAUGACUUUGAAAGCAAAGUUGAGGCGUAGAGGUUAAGAGAGUUUAUUAUAAUAAAAGCAUAUAAAAAAACAAAUGUAUCGGAUCAUCAAUAUUUGAUCCUAUAGUUUAAGUAUUGCUUGUAACUAUCACUUGUUAAAAAAGUUGAACUAUAUAUGACAUAUUUCAUUAAAAGUUGACACUA
This is a messenger RNA of Pseudoliparis swirei, 2614 nucleotides long. RefSeq names its product ensconsin-like. Bases 1 to 1899 code for a protein of 632 amino acids. Gene Ontology annotation, cellular component: microtubule cytoskeleton. Gene Ontology annotation, biological process: microtubule cytoskeleton organization. NCBI's taxonomy places the organism in Eukaryota, Metazoa, Chordata, Actinopteri, Perciformes, Liparidae. The record is from RefSeq and is a predicted model, not a curated record. The transcript has 15 exons.